AUGAGACUGAACAAGUCCUUGGCCAGCCUAGCUGCGCUCCUUGCUCUUGUCAUGGUGGCUUCUGCGCACCCGGUCAUUCCACGCUCUUUCGAGCUAGCCAUGGCAGAAGCGAUGCAUGAAGAUGAGCUUGCGGUGAGUACUAGACGAAUGGCGUGCGAACACUCCCCUGACAUUUCUCCUCUCCCUCUUCAUGAUUAUGUAGAGCCGCCAUGAAUCGGGCGCAGCGCAUUUAGAUGCAGAGUACGAUCUACACCGUCGAUAUGCUUACGGCGAAGAUGAGCAUCAUCCGAGCGAAGGACGCCACGACUAUCCAGAGAUUGAGCAUCUCCACGGUCGUCACGAAUACUACGAGGAUCAUUCGGGCGGGCUCCACCAUCGAGAACACCACGAUGCUCGUUAUGAAACAUCAACAGCGCGCUCACAUGGGCAAAUGGAGCACGAGCGAUUGGAAGAGGAACGCGCGCAUCACAUCGACGACCACGAGUUGCACCUACGGGACCUUUUGCCACUGCAUGAGAGGUCCGCAGAAGAGCUAGACAAAGUCGUCCGCAAGCACAUCCCGCAUGAGAAACUCGAGCAGCUGGUUGAGCGCUCGACCGAAGACUGGAAAGGCGCAGAAGGCGGGAGCACAUCAGAAGAAGGUGAUACCGAAGAUCAGGGUGGGAGGAGGAAAGAGCAGCAGCAGCAUUUAAAUGCCGAAGAACACCAUUGGAAGCGAGGGAAAGAGGCAGACGAACUAGCGGCCCUCGUUCAGGACGACGAUAAAGGUGAGAAGCACGAGAAACAUGCUCAUAGCUUGGCAGGGAACCUGUCGGAGGAAGAUCGCAACCGCAGAGCAACAGAGCACCAGCGUCAUAAGCGACACGAGCAUAUAGAAGAGAAUGCAGAGCGUGGUAAAGAGCAUCGCGACGGACACGUCAAGCGACACUUUUCCGAGCACGAAGUUCACAAACCUCAUCAUGCUGAGACCCACCAUGUAGCAGAGAACAAUCGGCGACACGAAGCAGGGCACGAAGGAUUGCAUCGUCACAAAGAUCAUUCCAACGCUCAUCACGUUCACCAUGGUGAGCUGGACGAUCAUGCCAACAGCCUACACGAGCGCUCUCACGGGAACGAUGGAGUGGAGCAAGCUCAUAGAGUCCACCAACGUCACCACAAUGACGCUCAUCAGGCAGAAGAGACUGAUCGUCGACAGGAAGCAGCUGACGAAGAGCUGCAUCGCCGUAAAGACCAUUCCGACGCCGAUGACGCUCAUCAUCGUGAGCUGAGCGAGCAUGUCGACGACCUACACGAACGUUCUUGGGACGACGGCGAGGACCAUCACAUGCAUCGUCGACACGUCUCUCGCUCCGAUGCGCACCAUCUCGCAGAGCGUGACGAGGAGGAGAAGCAUUGGUAUCUGCGCGACUCGUAUCCUCAUCUUCGCGCCGCCGACGAAGAGCUUCACGAAUCGCAGCGUCGGCGCAGAAGCUUGAGCAAGCCAAGCAUGGGCACAAGGCGCAAAAGAGGCGCUUACGGCUCUUCGUACGACGUUCCUAUUCCCCUGCACAAGAGAUCUCGCGCGGCGCAUCUGUCCUUCUUCAAGGUGAGAUACGAGGCGAAGCGGGCGUCCGAGUUGAUCGCCUCGAGUCGAGUCGAGUCGAAUCGAGUAGAGGCUUAAUCUACUGACUUUCAUUUAACACAUCUUUAGCUCAAGCAGCGUCGAGCGCUCUUCUGA
Molecule: messenger RNA, 1717 nt
Organism: Ceraceosorus bombacis
Lineage: Eukaryota; Fungi; Basidiomycota; Exobasidiomycetes; Ceraceosorales; Ceraceosoraceae
Source: the annotation of a GenBank genome assembly